Archocentrus centrarchus (flier cichlid) is the source of this 4330-nucleotide messenger RNA. RefSeq names its product phosphoinositide-3-kinase, regulatory subunit 1 (alpha) (gene pik3r1). NCBI's taxonomy places the organism in Eukaryota, Metazoa, Chordata, Actinopteri, Cichliformes, Cichlidae. The coding region runs from base 539 to 2725 and encodes 728 amino acids. Gene Ontology annotation, molecular function: protein binding; 1-phosphatidylinositol-3-kinase regulator activity. The transcript has 15 exons. Gene Ontology annotation, biological process: phosphatidylinositol phosphate biosynthetic process; insulin receptor signaling pathway. The record is from RefSeq and is a predicted model, not a curated record. Gene Ontology annotation, cellular component: phosphatidylinositol 3-kinase complex.
CUGGAUGGUGAAGCUGUACCGUCACGUCGGCAGGGUGUAGGUCGUAACAUUUUGUUCUUCUCAUUAAAUCGGAUUUAAACUGAAGCCGAGGGUUUUUCUUUUUCAACCGUGCGUGGAAAAGAACCGCUAAAGGUUGCAGUUAAAUCACCGGACACCGCAAAUCUGAAGCUUAAUAACGAACUGGAAGUGUUUAAGUGUGGAAGAAAGAGGGCUCGUUGCAUUCGGCUUCGGAUCUGUGUACGAGUCUGGGCAACAUUAUCAAGAUCACAGCUGCAGGCCAUUUACUGAUGGGUACAUACUGCGAGGCAACACACCAAGAGAGCUGUAAAUUAUUCGCAAGAGACGGGAACUGUGAAAGAAUGAAGACGAGCUAGAUACUAUUGUCCCAGUAAAAUCAUAAAUUGUAGCUUUGUCAGACCAACAGCCAUUUCAGUCAGCAAAUGAGUAGCUGGAGUAAAAGUUUACUCAGAAAAAAACCCUGAAAAAUAACUUUACCAGUUCAGGCUCAUCUUCAUAAGAGAAUAUUAAAUACACAAACAUGAGUGCUGAAGGAUAUCAGUACAGAGCACUUUAUGAUUAUAAAAAAGAGAGGGAGGAGGACAUUGAUCUGCAUGUUGGGGAUAUACUGUUGGUAAGCAAAGGAGCUCUGGUGGCUCUUGGCGUCACCGAUGGCCUGGAACAGCGGCCGGAUGAGAUCGGCUGGCUGCCAGGCUUUAACGAGACCACUCAGGAAAAAGGGGACUUCCCUGGAACCUAUGUCGAGUACAUUGGGAAGAAGUGGAUCACUCCCCCUACACCCAAGCCAAGGCCCCUGAGACCCUUACCUGUAGCUCCAGCCUCACCCUUCAAGUCAGAGAUGGACUCAGACUCAGAACAAGGUUUCUGCCUGCCAGACUUGACGGAGCAGUUUUCCCUUCCUGAGACCGCUCCACCCAUGCUGACCAGACUUCUGGAAGUGAUUGAGAGGAAAGGUCUGGAUAACCCCACUCUAUAUCGAACAUUCACUGCUGGUGCUGGGCUUGAAGUUAGACAGUAUUUUGAUUGUGACCCUCCAUCAGCAGACCUGGAUCAUCUGGAACUUCCAGUUCUGUGUGAUGGUCUGCGUAGGUACUUGCAGGAUCUCCCCCAGCCCAUCAUCCCUCCUGCAAUAUAUGUUCAGAUGGUUCACACUGCUAAAGAGGUGUUGAAUCCUGAUGAAUGUGCCCAGCUGCUACGUCACAUUGCCAGCACCCCAGUCCUGCCUCCCCAGUACUGGCUGACGCUCCACUGUCUGCUAAGGCAUUUCACUAGAGUGUGCCAGAACGGUUCCAAGAACCUGCUCAGUGCCAGAUCGUUAGGAGAGAUCUUCAGCCCUGUGUUUUUCAGACAACAGGCCCCCAGUUGUGAACCCAGUCUGGACGCUCACAUCAAGAUUAUUGAGGUUCUGGUGACCAGUGAGUGGAGUGACAGUCAAGCUGCUCCAGCUCUACCUCCAAAGCCACCCAAACCCACAUCUGUGAUUAACAACGGUAUGAACAACAACAUGGCUCUACAAGAUACUGAAUGGUACUGGGGAGACAUCUCAAGGGAAGAGGUCAAUGAGAAACUGAGGGACACUGCAGAUGGUACGUUUUUGGUGCGAGACGCCUCUACAAAAAUGCACGGAGACUACACUCUGACUUUGAGGAAAGGAGGAAACAACAAGCUUAUUAAGAUAUUCCAUCGGGAUGGCAAGUAUGGCUUCUCGGACCCACUAACCUUCAACUCUGUCGUGGAGCUCAUCAACCACUAUCGCAACGAGUCCCUGGCUCAGUACAACCCCAAGCUAGACGUCAAGCUGCUGUAUCCCGUGUCCAAACACCAGCAGGAUCAAGUGGUGAAAGAGGACAACAUUGAAGCUGUGGGAAGGAAGCUCUGUGAGUACCACCAGCAAUACCAAGAGAAGAACAAAGAGUACGACCGUCUCUAUGAAGAAUACACCAGAACGUCACAAGAAAUCCAAAUGAAACGGACAGCAAUAGAGGCUUUUAAUGAAACUAUAAAAAUAUUUGAAGAGCAAUGCCAAACACAAGAGCGCUACAGCAAGGAGUAUAUUGAGAAAUUCAGGAGAGAAGGCAACGAAAAGGAGAUUCAGAGGAUCAUGGGCAACUAUGAGAAGUUGAAAUCGAGGAUCAGUGAAAUAGUAGACAGCAAGCGCAGGCUGGAAGAAGACCUGAAGAAACAGGCAGCAGACUACCGAGAGAUUGACAAGAGGAUGAACAGCAUCAAGCCUGACCUCAUCCAGCUCCGCAAGACCAGAGACCAGUAUCUCAUGUGGCUGACACAGAAGGGAGUCAGGCAGAAAAAACUCAACGAGUGGCUGGGAAUCAAGAACGAGAACACAGAAGAUCAAUAUUCUAUGGUGGACGAUGAUGACCUUCCACAUCAUGAUGAGCGGACCUGGAAGCUGGGUAACAUCAAGCGACUAGAGGCGGAGACUAUCCUCCAGGGCAAGAGGGACGGAACAUUCCUGGUUCGAGACAGCAGCAAAGCAGGAUGCUACGCCUGCAGUGUUGUUGUGGACGGCGAGGUCAAACACUGCGUCAUCAACAAGACCCCCACAGGGUACGGCUUCGCCGAACCUUAUAACCUGUACAGCUCAUUAAAAGAACUCGUUCUUCACUACCAGCACACGUCUUUGGUCCAGCACAAUGACUCUCUGAAUGUGACACUAGCGUACCCUGUGUAUGCUCAGCAGAGACGAUGAGGACCUGGAUGUAUCCAUAUGGACAAUUAAGGCCCCACUGGGAGUUAGACAUGUUUCGACCACCAUGAUUAAAAUGAGGCCCUGAUGCCGGACUUGAAAUUGGAGGAAAAGAGACAGUGAAGCCUGAAACAUUUCAGUGACUUUGCCUAAACCAUGAGCCUGAGGCGAGUCUGAAUGUAGAUUUUUCUCUUUUGCUUUUUGUGGGAGCACAGAAUCGAGCGAACACUGCUGAACUCCCCCAGUGGAGGACAUUUGAGGCCUUCUCCUUUAUGGUGCUUUUUUUUUUUUUUUUCUUCUUUUUUCUUUUUUGAAAAGCUUUACCAGCCGGAUUGUCGAAUCGCAGCAGAAUAGAACUGUACUCACCGGCCACAACUUCUGUUUUUCCCACUUUAUUUUCCUAUCAUGUCUGUCUUUGUGUGUGUGUUUGUGUGUGUGAGAGAGAGAGAGACUGUCCAUGUGACCAAAUCUCAAGGAAACUGUAUGAUGUUUGGGGGGGCUGUGUAACACUUUGUUCGUAUUACUGUUCAGUAGCAGACCAUGGAUCAGCUGACAAAUGUAGCAAAAUGGCACUUUUUUUAAUUUUAAUUUUUUUUUUUUUUUGGUUAAAAAAAAACAAACUCCUACGAACUUUUAUUAGAAGAGCAGAAAGGACAGGUUGUUCAGAUUCUGCCUUCUUACUGAUGAGCAUUACAGUACAGAAGUAAACUUGAUUUGAACUGUGGGCAGGUGGAAACUAUGAAUGGACUAUUCUUUCAUGUACAUAUGUGAAAAUGUGCAGUCAUGAAUCAUACCAAAAAGGAUCUGUUCCUCUUUAGUUGUAUCCUGAUCUGCUAUGCAAUUUUUUCUCCAUUUUUAUUUCAGAAUUGUUUUAUUCUGUUGCAACCCACAAUAUAAGCUUGUUUUAUUGCUUGAAAAGUAUUUUUUGUUCCUGUGUAAAUAUCCAAGAGGAUAUUUUGUCAAAAUGCCAAGAUACAGUAAAAAUUGCUUAUGAUUUUUAAAGAUGAUAAUAAUAAUAGAAACAUACACUUUAUUAUAAAUUACUUUAACAACUGCUAUACAGAUGGAAAAGUAUUUUAUUAGUCUUUUUUUUUUUUUUUUUUUUUUGCUUCAAACUAAUGUUCUUCUCAGGCAGAGCCUUUUGAGUAUUUAAGCUGCUUCAGUCACAAGUACUAUUUCUGACAGAGCUAAGCCUACAUGCAGUUCUUUGUUAAAACAGACAAGGAAAGUCAGGCUGAUGGGAUUGUACGACCCUUAUCUACCAUCACAGAAACAACAGUAUAGAUUUAUUUUGUUAUAAAAUAUAUUUGUUCCCAUAUGAGAAUAUAUCAAAGCAGACUGGUGUUUUCAACUGGUGGAUAAUUACUGUUAAAGAUCAAUAUGCAUUGUACACUUUUACUAUUUUUCUGUAUCAGAAAAUUACUGUGUUUACAUGGGUGGAUCGGCUCAUUUCAGAUAGUAAUAUCAUUUCAAAAUCCCUAAAGGGGGGGGGGGGGAGAAAAAAACAAGGAGCCGUGCGCUCUCUUCCCACAUAUUAAGUUUAGCUUUUACAAGUCCACGGUAAAACUGUCAGACCACGUAAACUACGAUGUAAAAAAAAUAAAUAAA